Cydia strobilella is the source of this 972-nucleotide messenger RNA. Its product is annotated as acyl-CoA-binding protein homolog. Gene Ontology annotation, biological process: fatty acid metabolic process. Gene Ontology annotation, molecular function: fatty-acyl-CoA binding. The transcript is spliced from 4 exons. The record is from RefSeq and is a predicted model, not a curated record. Bases 136 to 408 code for a protein of 90 amino acids. Lineage: Eukaryota; Metazoa; Arthropoda; Insecta; Lepidoptera; Tortricidae.
UGACAUUGACAGAUAAAGUUUACUCAAGCAAGCUUCAUAAAUAAAAAUCGAAUCCGUCCGCCGAUCUACUUAUAAUAAUCCGUCUUUCUGCAAAAAUAGAAGUUUCCUGCUAGGUAUAUUCACCCACCACACAUCAUGUCUCUACAAGAGCAAUUUGACAAAGCCGCUGAGGAUGUUAAGAAGCUGAAGACAUCUCCUGCUGAUGCUGACCUUCUAGACAUCUACGGGUGGUUCAAGCAGGCUACCGUUGGGGAUGCUGAUCCUGCCAACAAGCCUGGGUUCCUAGACUUCAAGGGCAAGGCUAAGUUCGACGCUUGGUCAAAGAACAAGGGCAAAUCCAAGGAGGAGGCCCAAAAGGCCUACAUCGCGAAGGUCGAGGGCCUCAUCGCCUCCAUCGGCCUCCAAUAAGCAAAAUAAAGGAGGCGAGGCAACUGUGGCGUCGGUUUUGUGUGGUGAUCUUUAUAUUAAUAGAAAAUUCUAGAACCAUCUCGGUGUUAUACAAUCAGUCUUAAAUGGCUACUUAAAAAUUUGGUACACUUUUUACAAUGUACCUAUAGUAGGCAUAUGGUUACAAUUACAAACAUAUAUUUGUUUCGAUGUGUGUAAUACUGCACACAGACUAGGACUGAGCCGUAAAGUACCUAUACUUAGUUUGUUUUUCUUUUAAUAUGAAGGUCGAAUAUAAGCAUCUACUCAUCCUGUGUACGACUGACGUUUUUAUGAGAGACCGAACGUAAUAAUUUAUUACUGCAUUUAUGCCGUAAAACCUCUUGACACUUCCGUUGCUCUUCCGCUCAUCUCAUAAGGAAACUAAAUAUUUAUAAUUUCGGUUUAGGCACAAUUAGUAUAAGAUGUUGAACAUCACAAUAUAAGCAUCACAAUGUUGUGUUUAUGGUCUUCUCUCUGGUGCAAUGACUUUAUUGUUAUACAUUUUUUAUAUUGCUUAUGGAAUAAAAUCAGUUUGAAACUGUA